This is a messenger RNA of Monosiga brevicollis MX1, 1516 nucleotides long. RefSeq lists its product as uncharacterized. The coding region runs from base 1 to 1446 and encodes 481 amino acids. Gene Ontology annotation, cellular component: nucleus. Gene Ontology annotation, molecular function: phosphoric diester hydrolase activity; DNA-(apurinic or apyrimidinic site) endonuclease activity; double-stranded DNA 3'-5' DNA exonuclease activity. The record is from RefSeq and is a predicted model, not a curated record. Gene Ontology annotation, biological process: base-excision repair. Lineage: Eukaryota; Choanoflagellata; Craspedida; Salpingoecidae. The transcript has 5 exons.
AUGGCGUGUCAGCCGUUGCACUUGAUAUCCUGGAACGUGGCAGCUCAUCGUAAAUUUAGCCUUCACCGCUCGUGUCUCAUGUUUUGUGCCGGAACCACGCAGCUGGCACUCUUCAACGUGUACGUGCCCAAUGACGGUGCCGGCUCCAGCCGUUUGCCAUACAAGAUGAAGUUCUUGACGGCGCUUCGGGAAUGCAUGGGCAAGGCCAAGGCCGAAGGUUACUUUGUGGUUCUUGUGGGCGACCUCAACAUUGCUCGCCGUGCAGAGGCACGGCUGCAGCAAGCCUGGCCUACGCUGCACGCGGCCAUCGAGGCACGAUCGGUCGAGCCAAUCGAGGUCUCUUUCAAGGGCACGGGUCGUCAAACCAAGUAUCGUUUAAUCUUGCGCAGCGUUGCUGGCAAGAAAGUGAUCAUAGGCUCGACCCAUACCGACGAACAGCGAGCUAGGCACUCGGUGUCCUUGGAAGCACGCCACGUUACGGACCCUGACGACGCCACUCGCAUCCUCCGCGUCCAUGACGGUGGUGAACUCCACGUUGAGCAGUUGAUUGACAUUUGGGAAAAGGUAUUGGGCAUUGAGCUCGCCGAGAUGGAGCGACGUGCGCUGGCUACAAUAGCAAACCGAGUUACCAGCCCACCGUGUGGGCGGUGGAUCGAUGAUUUGCUGUCUGUCCCCUCGUCAGUGCCCCAGAAUCCACUCGCCAUGCUUGAUUCGUUCACAACGCUGCACCCGACUGCACAAGCACGCUUUACCUGCUGGGAUCAGUACAAGAACCGUCGCUACGAGAAUCGCGGGUCACGCAUUGAUUAUGUGUUGCUGGAUCAGGACUUGGCUGGUCUCUUGGUUGGCAGCAUCGCACCACCGCCAGCGCCCCCCGGUUCAGGGGAGCCCAAUGAUCGACCCUCCCUCGUUACCACGGCUGCUGCCGACUGCGCCAAUGCGCCACAACUUGUGGCCAAUGGAUGGUGCCGUAAUCCCCACUGCGAGCGCUGUGCGCAGGCUGCCACCACAUCCCAGUAUCGUGAUCACAUCGGCGUUUCAGCGCUGCUCAAGGUUGUGGUACAAACGACGCUCGAGCAGCAGGAGGCACGAACACGCGCCGCACAGCCGUUCAAGUCACAAACCCGCAUCAGCUCCUUUUUCAGCAAGUCAGGAGAGGGUGUUGCAAGCGUGGCACCCUUGAUCAAGCCCAAAAUUUCAGCGGCUGCCAAGAGCCCGUCUAAUUUGGAGUUGCCACCCAGUCAAGCCUCCUCACCUUCAACUGUUCCAGACAGCGAGCAUCGACCGUCUCCAAAACGACGCAAGUCGGCUUCGAGCGGCGCCUCGCGGAAAGGACGAGCCAAUAGCGUGAGUGGCUCGAGUCGUAGUAAGGGAAGUCUCAAGCCCGUGGCUACAAAGCACCGUAUUUCGACGUUCUUUCAGUCCGCCAGCUCCACCAAAAGUUGAGAGCUCGACACGAUGAGUUUGCAAUGAGCGUUUCAGUAAUGACAGUGAUAAUAAUUGAAGAUGCAAAUGC